CGUUAAACGGAGGUGUUGUGGACACUGAAGUUACGAGUGCAAAGAUGAAGCUGGCUGUAAUAGCUUUGUUGUGUCUUUUCCUUAGUUCGGUUCAUAUUCAUUUUUCACUGGCCAAGAAAGGAGGAGGGUUUAUAAAGAAAAUAAAUCUCUUCAAGAAGACCCCCAAAGAGUCUAAACAACCCAAACAAUUCAAUCAAUUAGAUUACCCCCAGCAACCAGGCAGACCAGGGGGCUACCCGAACCAAGGAGGUCACUCCCAGCAGCCAGGGGGCUACCCGAACCAAGGAGGCUUUCCCCAGCAACCAGGGGGCUAUCCGAACCAAGUAGGUCACCCCCAGCAGCCAGGGGGCUACCCGAACCAAGGAGGCUUUCCCCAGCAGUCAGGGGGAUACCCAAACCAAGGAGGCUUACCCCAGCACCCAGGGGGCUACCCGAACCAAGGAGGUCACUCCCAGCAGCCAGGGGGCUACCCGAACCAAGGAGGCUUUCCCCAGCAACCAGGGGGCUAUCCGAACCAAGUAGGUCACCCCCAGCAGCCAGGGGGCUACCCGAACCAAGGAGGCUUACCCCAGCAGUCAGGGGGAUACCCAAACCAAGGAGGCUUACCCCAGCACCCAGGGGGAUACCCGAACCAAGUAGGUCACCCCCAGCAGCCAGGGGGCUACCCAAACCAAGGAGGCUUACCCCAGCAGUCAGGGGGAUACCCGAACCAAGGAGGCUUACCCCAGCACCCAGGGGGAUACCCGAACCAAGGAGGUUACCCCCAGCGGCCAGGGGGCUACCCGAACCAAGGAGGUUACCCCCAGCAGCCAGGGGGCUACCCUAAUCAAAGAGGCUUCCCCCAACAGCCAGCAUACCCAGCCGGGGGCUAUCAAGCUGGCCCGGGCUACCCUUAUGGAGGAGGCCAUGGUGGUUAUGGGAGUUAUGGGAGUCAAGGUGGCUUUGGGAGUUAUGGUGGUUAUCCAGGUGGAUACAUCAACUACAACCCAAACAACAGAAUCUUGAGUCCUCACUACGGUGGCAGCUUUGGAUAUGGGGGUCAUGUUGUUGGGGGUGGCUCUCCCUUUUCCCGCUCAGUCCAGUCAAUGGGCAUAUUUCCUUCUGAAAAAUCCAGAGGGUUUGGGCGCAGUGCGGUGGUGGCAGCAGGUGGAGGGGCUAUGGUUGGAAUGGCCCUGGGCUAUGGAUUAGGAAGGUUUCCUCAUCCGCACUUCCACUUCCACAGCCCCCAGGAGGAGUAUUACUACAACCACUACAUGUACAAGAAAUAUGGUAUCAAGUCUACCGAUACCAAUGACUACAGCAGAGACUACAGCUUUAGCAAACCCCCUGAAACCUAUGAGAGUUUCAUGGACUCUUGCAUGAAGAGAAAUGACCUUCUACCUGCAGAGAAUCGACAGCGAAAUAACAAACCAGCUGCCACUGCCACAAUGACAACGACAACCACAACAGCUACUUCCAUAACCACCACAACUACCACUGCACCAAACACUGGCACUGGCACCAACACAACUACAAGCAACAGCACUGCAGCAGACAACUCCUCAACCUCUUCUCCUUCAGCUCCCCGCCCUCUGACCAAGUCUGAAGCCAGUCCUGUGCCUACAACUGUACAGAUUCUCAGAAAAACUGCUGCUGCUGAUGAUGGUGACACAGUCAGCAUUGUGGAGAUUGGCUACCCAGCACUGAUUAAACAGAUGAAGGUCAGGAGAUGUGUAGAGUUGUACAUGGUUUACUCUGAAAGGUAUUUGAAGAAAAAGACGGAGACCAACCCCAUUGCUGGGGUACAAGGACUGGAAAUGGACUUGCAAGGUCUUUUAGCUAUGGUUACCGGUACUAUACUGAUGCUACUGAACAGCGACAUGCUAAUGCUGUUGCGUUGACACCCCACAAAGAUCUGUGAUAUAAAUUUGUCAGAUGAUCCGACCUGAAUUUAUCUGAACAACUACUGCAAGGAUUGGCAUGGAACUUUGUAUUUG
Messenger RNA from Scatophagus argus, 1976 nucleotides. It is a transcript of the gene prnpb, whose product is annotated as prion protein b. Lineage: Eukaryota; Metazoa; Chordata; Actinopteri; Scatophagidae. The coding region runs from base 45 to 1880 and encodes 611 amino acids. The transcript has 2 exons. The record is from RefSeq and is a predicted model, not a curated record. Gene Ontology annotation, biological process: protein homooligomerization. Gene Ontology annotation, cellular component: membrane.